CCUACGCGUAACAAUUGCAGCCACAUCUUUGUCCCUUCUUUUUACAUUUCUGAGUGGUGGUUUGUUAUUUCUCGUAGCAACGAUGGAGAUUCGUGGAAGCAGCCACUCUCAUAACAAAUGGGUACAGUAAACUGGAGGAGCAAAGAGGAUGACAAACACCGGCAGUAACUUUGAAGGGAGAAUCGAACAUGCACUUUUCUGCUUUGGAUGAGAAGCUUGGAAAGGGUGUUGUCGAGGCACUGUCAACGAUGAUACGCGAAGCUGUUGUGGAUGGGAUAACAACGGUUCUGCCAAAGUUUGUCGAAACGGUUGGUUCCUCAUCAAAAAUUGAGAGUCACAGUGUCAAGCUUUCGGAUAUUGCUCCAGCUGUUACACCACCGUCAGACAGUUUGAAACGCUUCCUUGACGCCAACCCCGCAAUGUAUUUGGGUGACGAGCCAGUAACGAAAAAAAGGACACCGAGGCGCAAAGGAAAAAAGCCGGUCUCCGAAGUUAAGAAAGAAUUACAUUUUGGAGAGAAGCUUUCUCCAGGCCGUUCAUGGCUUUAUUACAAUAAUUACAAUCCAAAUAUGGAUGAAGAUGACAUGCCACAUUGUUUGGACCUUUCAUUUCGACCAACUAAAGAGAUGAAAUUUUUUGAAUAUGAGCUGGCCAUUGCUGCUUACAUUUUUGGAAACAAUUUGGAUCCAAAGGAAGUGCUUAUUCCAGACGAUCAUUGUAUGGGCACACGUGAGACUCUUCUGACUAUUAUGCCCGGCAAGCCAAUAAUUGGUGAUGUCCUUACCUUAGUUUGUUCGAUGAUGACCAAAAGGCCAUUUGGGCCAAAUAAAUUCAAAUUAGACAACAAAUGAUUUUUGCCACCGACAUUCUCUAAAAUUGUUUUAAGUUCGAAACAAAAAUGUUCCGGCACAAUGAAAUACAUCAAGGGUAACUUUAUGGGAGACCUCGGCUUUUUACACGAGAUUUUUGUGCCAAUUCACCUUAAUGAUCAUUGGUUCCUCAUAGUGGUUAAUUUGCUUUAUGGGACUGUGAGGUAUAUGGACUCGUUCAAGCGUUGUACAUCGAUGAUAGAGCGUAAAAGAGUCAUUGACGAUGUGUUAACUUAUCUUGAGAAGUUUGUAUCUGACAAAAACUUCCAAGAAACACCUUCACAUAAAAACCUUCAAUUUUCUAAAUAUAAAUUCUCUGAGCCAACUGUCCCGCAACAAAAGGCCAAUUCGAAUGAUUGUGGUAUUUGGGUCGCUGAAUGGAUGAUCCUCAACCACUAUUGGGGCGUCAAUAAGCCAUGGAUUGUCAAUGAUUACUCAAGGAUGCGAUUGGCUGUAGAUUUGGUGUACAAAUGGCACAAUCCGAAACGGGAUAUGAUAAAAGAGCUUGCUGUUGCUGACUGGAAUAAAAAGAUGCAGCAGUCUGUCCUUCAAACUUAGAAUUUUAAGACGCCUCUAGUUAAAAAUUUAUUAAUCGUAAUCGUGUAUUUUAAGAACACAUUUAUUUAGUUAAGUUAUGGAUUGAUUAGGCCAUUUUAAAUU
Messenger RNA from Arachis ipaensis, 1529 nucleotides. The record is from RefSeq and is a predicted model, not a curated record. NCBI's taxonomy places the organism in Eukaryota, Viridiplantae, Streptophyta, Magnoliopsida, Fabales, Fabaceae.